This is a messenger RNA of Penicillium mononematosum, 444 nucleotides long. RefSeq lists its product as uncharacterized. The record is from RefSeq and is a predicted model, not a curated record. The transcript has 3 exons. Lineage: Eukaryota; Fungi; Ascomycota; Eurotiomycetes; Eurotiales; Aspergillaceae. The coding region runs from base 1 to 444 and encodes 147 amino acids.
AUGACGCGGAAUCUUCCUAAUACCUUCUUCAUUCAUCCCUUCAAGGCGUUUCGCCAGUCGCCCUGGGCAUUUUCGUCCGCCCUUCCAUCCCGAAUUGACGCGUCCUUACUGGUUGAAGAGGAGAACUCUCCCUACUACGAACCAGCCUAUUUUUAUCCGCGGAUUGGUGAAAUCCUUAAUGACCGGUGGCGUUGGUCGAACGAGCGAUAUAUGGCUCUUAAAAUUAACUCUAAUAAUUCCCACGCCCGGAAAACUGCUAGUGGUAUUGAGCUAGAGGUUCUACGACAUAUUACGAAAGCGAACCGUCACCACGAGGGCUGGGGUUUCGUUCGAAAAUUACUUGACUCUUUUUCUGUCCAGGGGACCUCAGGGAGUCAUAUAUGUCUCGUCUUCGAACCUUUACAUGGCGUGAUGCCACCGGAGAUUUUCAAAAUAAUCCUCUAA